This is a messenger RNA of Psylliodes chrysocephalus, 372 nucleotides long. The record is from the annotation of a GenBank genome assembly. Lineage: Eukaryota; Metazoa; Arthropoda; Insecta; Coleoptera; Chrysomelidae.
AUGAAUGGAUUAAAUUUUAUUAAAGUAGAUUAUUGCAAUAAGGAAUUAAGAUUUGUAAUUGACACAGGAGCGUCACUGAGUGUCAUUUUUAGUAGAUGUGUAAGAGAUGAAAGUGAUAUAAAUAAAAAUAGAACAGUAAAAAUACAAGGCAUUUCAGGAUCAGCAUAUACAGCAGGAACUUGCAAUGUUAAUCUUGACCUACACAAUGGGUAUGAGCUGAAUCAUGAAUUCUCAAGUGAAAUUGACGGUGUAAUCGGAAGAGAUAUUUUUAUUAAAUAUAAAGCUAAUAUAAAUUAUGAACAUUUUUUCUUAUCACUUGUAAUAAAAGAUGCAAAAAUAGAAAUACCAUUGUACGCUGAUUAUGACGAAUAA